Molecule: messenger RNA, 609 nt
Organism: Hemisphaericaspora subhashii
Lineage: Eukaryota; Fungi; Ascomycota; Pichiomycetes; Serinales; Debaryomycetaceae
Gene: YRB1
Product: Ran GTPase-binding protein
Exons: 1
Coding region: 1-609 (202 amino acids)
Biological process (GO): protein import into nucleus
Cellular component (GO): nuclear pore; cytoplasm
Molecular function (GO): GTPase activator activity
Source: RefSeq, a predicted model, not a curated record
AUGUCUGCUGAAGAAUCAAAAGUAAGUGAAGAAACUUCAAUUCCAAAACCACCAACCGCCAACGUAUUCUCUAUGUUUGGUGCUAAGAAGGAAAAGAAAGAAGAACCAAAAGAAGAAGAAUCAGAAUCUAAAACCGAAUCUAAAUCUAAAGAAGGUGAAGAAGAUAAAGCAGAAGAAGAAGAAGUUGAUGUUCAUUUCGAGCCAUUGGUUACAUUAGAAAAAGUUGAUGUUAAGACUUAUGAAGAAGAUGAAGAUGUAUUAUUUAAAGUUCGUGCUAAAUUAUUUAGAUUUCAUGCUGAUACAAAAGAAUGGAAAGAAAGAGGUACUGGUGAUGUUAAAUUCUUAAAACAUAAAGAAACUGGUAAGGUUAGAAUCUUGAUGAGAAGAGAUAAGACUUUAAAGAUUUGUGCUAAUCAUUUAAUUUCUGGUGAUUAUGAAUUAAAACCAAAUAUUGGAUCUGAUAGAUCUUGGGUUUAUAAUGUUACUGCCGAUGUUUCUGAAGGUGAACCUGAAGCUCAAACUUUAGCUAUUAGAUUUGGUAAUAAGGAAAAUGCCGAUCUCUUUAAGGAACAUUUCGAUGCUGCUAGAGAUGCCGCUAAGAAGGAUUAA